UUUCCCGGAUGUGUUGUGACUAGAGUGGUGAAGAUGUCUCGCUUGCUGUCACCCACUCAACAAAAAAUAGCUGAGAAAUUAACUAUACUUAAUGACAGGUGUACUGGAAUACUAACGAGGAUAUACAACAUCAAGAAGGCAUGUGGUGAUGCUAAAUCCAAACCAGCAUUUCUGUCUGACAAAAGUUUAGAAUCAUGCAUCAAACACAUCAUCAGGAAGUUUCCCAACAUAGACAGCAAAUCACUUCAAGCACUGACCAUCGUACGGACAGAUAUCAUGAAGUCACUGUCCCUUUAUUACUACACCUUUGUAGAUCUCCUGGAUCUGAAGGACCACAUUUCAGAGCUCCUCACAGUAAUGGAUGCACUUGGAAUGUCAGAAUCAUUGGAUAUUAAUGUAAGCUUUGAGUUAACCAAAGGCUAUCUUGACCUGGUAACCAAUUAUGUGACGUUAAUGAUCCUGCUGUCUCGUGUGGAAGACCGCAAGGCUGUGCUGGGUCUGUUUAAUGCUGCCCAUGAAAUGGUCAACAACCAAGGGGACCCAAGCUUUCCUCGUCUUGGCCAAAUGAUCAUGGAUUAUGAAACACCUUUAAAGAAGCUAAAUGAGGAGUUCAACCCACAUGCGAAACUGCUGUCUGUGGCUCUCAGCUCACUGUGGAUCCUGUAUGGUCGUAGGAAUUUGCGAGCUGAUCAGUGGAGAGCGGCACAAAUGCUGAGUUUAGUGAGCACGUCAAGUCAGCUGCUCAACCCAGCACAGACUGAUGUAAUGCCAUGUGAGUACCUGUCACUGGAUGCCAUGGAGCGCUGGAUCAUCCUUGGCUACAUGCUGAUACCACAGACCCUUCAAAGAUCACAAGCCUUGGAGUGCUGGACACAGGCACUGCAGACUGGCUGGGUUAUUACUCUGUUCAGAGACGAAGUGUUACAUCCACAUUCAUAUGUCCAAUCAUUCCUUGAAACCAAGAAGGAGCUAAGUAAAAGGAUAUCAGAUGUGAAAGAAAGCUACUCCCAAGCUGUUACACAUGCGCCGCUGAUGCACCGUGAACGUCGCAAGUAUCUCCGCACUGCCAUGAAGGAAUUGGCCCUCAUCCUUACUGACCAGCCAGGAUUGCUGGGACCGAAGGCUCUUUUUGUCUUUAUGGGUCUCAGUUUUUCCAGAGAUGAAGUUUUGUGGCUUCUUCGUCACCAUGAAAACCCACCAUUGCACAAAGUGAAGGGAAAAAAUGCAGAUGACCUUGUUGAUCGUCAGCUGCCUGAGCUGCUCUUCCACAUGGAAGAACUCAGGGCUCUAAUCAAGAAAUACUCUCAGGUAUUGCAACGAUACUACACACAGUACCUGUGUGGCUAUGAUGCUAUUGCCCUCAACCAGUUGAUACAAGAACAACAGGGGCUCCCAGAGGAGGAAUCAGUCAUUUUGACUUCAAUGUGCAAUGAAAUUGGAAAUCUAUCUGUUAAACAAGCAGAGGAAGGGACACCCUUUGAUUUCCGAGGCAUCCGGCUUGAUUGGUUCAGGCUGCAGGCAUACUCGACUUCCAACCGACCGGGAUUGAACCUUAAGGACAAACGGGAAUUGGCAGCACUAAUCAAUCAGAUCAUCUUCCACACCAAGGUGGUGGAUUAUCUUGAUGAGAUGCUCAUAGAAACUUCAGAUCUCUCCAUUUUUUGCUUCUUCAGUAAACAGUUUGAGGAGAACUUCCACAUGUGCCUAGAGUUCCCUGGCCAGAACCGUUACAUCAUCUCAUUUCCUUUGAUAUGUUCACACAUGCAAGCAUGCACACAUGAAAUUUGUCCAGAGGAGCGUUAUCACAUUCGAGAACGAAGCUUGUCUGUGGUCAACAUGUUCCUUGAGGAGAUGGCAAAAGAAGCUAAAAACAUCAUAACUGCAAUAUGUGAUGAACAGUGCAUACUGUCAGAUAAGCUUCUUCCAAAACACACAGUUCCUCUUCUUGAACAAAAAAAGAAAGAAAAAAAGAAGAAAAAAGAAGAUGCCACUCAGGAACGGCCAGGAUUUGAGAGCCACAGGAAGACCAGAGAAGAUCUGACCACGAUGGACAAACUUCACAUGGCAUUGACAGAGUUAUGUUUUGCAAUAAAUUACUCCAGCCAAGUUCAGGUUUGGGAGUACACUUUUGCUCCCCGUGAAUAUCUUUACCAGCACUUGGAACAAAGGUUUUCUCGAGCCUUGGUGGGCAUGGUCAUGUAUAAUCCUGAAACCAAUGAGAUUGCCAAGCCUUCCGAGUUGUUAGCUAGUGUGAAGACAUACAUGAGUGUUUUGCAGACUGUUGAAUAUUAUGUGCACAUAGACAUUACAAGAGUGUUCAACAAUGUGUUGCUACAACAGACUCAACUUCAGGACAGCAAUGGAGAGAAGACCAUCACUGCUCACUACAAUUCAUGGUAUUCAGAAAUCCUGCUGCGUCGUGUCAGUGCUGGGCACAUUGUUUUCUCCAAGAACCAGCGUGCUUUUGUCUCUCUGACUACUGAGGGAGCCCAGCCAUUUGCUGCUGAAGAAUUCUCUGACAUAAAUGAACUUAGAGCACUGGCAGAAUUGAUUGGACCCUAUGGAAUGAAAGCAUUGAAUGAAAAUUUGAUGUGGCAUAUUGCAAACCAAGUGCAAGAAUUAAAGAAACUUGUGGUGGUUAACAAGGAUGUUUUGCUCUCUAUGAGAACAAAUUUUGACAAACCUGACCAAAUGAAGGAAUUGUUCAAGAAACUCCAGCAGGUGGAUAAUGUCUUAACCAGAAUGCAGAUAAUUGGUGUCAUCCUGUGCUUCCGACAGUUAGCCCAAGAAGCACUUACAGAUGUUCUGGAUAACCGGAUUCCAUACUUGAUGUCAUCCAUAGCAGACUUCAAGCACCAUGUACCUAAUGGAGACACCAUGAUUGAGAACAUUAAGCUCCAGCUUGUGAAUGAAUUGUCAUCAGCUGCUGGACACCCUUGUGAUGUUGACCCUGCACUUGUCAAUGUACUGAGAUCACACAAAAAUGAAGUACCAGAAGAAGAAUUUAUCAUCACAUGUUUGUUGAUGGUGUUUGUUGCUGUAUCCAUUCCCAAGCUGGCACGGUAUGAUAAUACGGUUUACAAGCCAGCAUACGCAGCACAUGCCAACAACUCUCACUGCCUGGCUCAGGCUGUCAACACACUAUUUGCUGCUCUCUUCACAUACUGUGGACGUGCCCAAGAUAUUGAAGAAAGGCUCAAGGAGUUUCUGGCCCUUGCAUCAUCCAGCCUCCUCCGCUUAGGCCGAGAAAAUGACAAAGAUGUUAUUAAGAAUAGAGAUGCUACCUACAUUUUGCUUCAUCAAAUUGUUGUUGAGUCACCCUUCCUGACGAUGGAUCUUUUAGAGGCUUGCUUCCCAUAUGCACUCAUCCGUAAUGCCUACCACACGGUUCAUAAGUCUGAAUACUGAGGCAAGAUUCUUCAGCCCACUGCAGCAUGAGCAAUUCUAAUCCACCAUACUUCAGCAGUGAGAGAACAAUGAACAUUAUGCUCACUACAGAUAUUGCUAAGACUUAGUUUUAGAUAUACAUAUAUGUUUUGAGAAGUCUUUUUCAACAACAAAUGUGAUGUGGUAUAUUUAAGGUUAUGCAGUAAGAUUUUUGUAAUUCUUUUUAUGAAAUGAUAUUUAGCAUUCAUCAUUCCUAUUCUUCAGUUUGGGUGAGUUGUUUAACAGUAUUAUACAUGGAUUGUUUGAAUUUUGUGGAUAUUACAGAAAAAUUUUUACAACAGACUUUCAUAUUUUUAACAAUUGCUUUAAUAUGACAUUUAUCUCUCACUUUCCUCUCACUUUCACAGUUUUAUCAUUAGUUAUGAAGUCAAUCACAUACUACUAAUCUCAACAAUGUGGUCCUGCAUCUUUAUUUAUUUAUUUAUACCAUGUCGGCUUUUCACGGGAAUUUAUGGGCUAAAGGGGAUACUUUUUUUGGGUACCUCCUAUCUCAAAGCCCACCCGCUAGGAAACCGCUGCCCCAAGUGAGGAAGCCCAACCUACACUCGGACCGUGGACAGGAUUUGAACCCGUGCGCUUGGAGACCCCUCGGACCCCAAAGCACGCAUGGUUCCACUGUACCACGGCAGCCCUUUAUUUUAUUGUGCUUUUUUGAGGUAUUUUGGCAAUAGAAACUAUAGUUUAGUGAAUUUCAUGUGCAAAGGUUUACAUACAGAUGAAAAAGAAAAAGCUUUUCUCCUAUGAUUAACAAAAACUAUAUUGUGUUGGUAUGUCAUGUCACUGGUGUUGUAACAUUUAUAAUGUGUUAUGAAUUCACAGUUCAUCUGUAAGGAUGAAUAUAUUUUCUUCCACUGAAAUAUCCAUUUCUUAGUGACAGUGAAAAUAAGCAAAUGGAAAGCUGAAGUUGUCAGAUGUAAAAUGUAACUGUCUUCAUUACUCGUACUUCCAAGCCAGUACAGCAACACCUGCAAGUUAAAAGCUCACAUACUACUAUUACUCCUAAGUAAAACCACCCUACAAGUUAGAUCACUAUUUUUACUUUUUAAUGUAAAUGCCAUAAAAGAAUAAUGUAAUUGAUUAAAAACAUAGCAUGCAUAUAAUAAGUCAUGGAACUUAAUUUCACAAGUGUGCCAAGAUAUGGGCUGGAUAGUCAUGGUAAUGUGUAGCCAGAAUCUGUGAACUAGAUAGCCAAUAACUGAGAUUGUGUAUGAGCUAAGUGGUCAUAGAGUGUGCUUAUCUGGCUCAAUUAUUGAUCAGAUUGAGGAAUGUCUUUGCUGACUAAUCAGAUAUCUGUACACUUGACAAAAGUUGAAUUCUGGAGCACUGAUACAAAAAAUUUUAUGUAGCCCAAAUUCAAUGAAACUUGUAAUGGGGGUGAGUGUGCAUUCAUAGCUUGAUAUAGCGAUUGGUUGCUUGGCUCAAUUUUCCACACCAAUCCAGAACAUCGUAUCUACCUUUAGGUGAAGAUCAUGUUUGAGAUCAAAUUUUCAGCCAACAUCUUUCCUUUAAAUACCCAGUGGGAUCUAUAUUAGUAGGGAUGUGUUUGCAAAACCUUUCCAUUUCAUCUUUCAAAACAAGAUUCAAGUAUUUUCAAGUAUUGUAUGAGGUGGUAUCAGAAAGUUACCUCACAAUAAAUUCCUUAAUUCUCCAAUAGUUGUGCAUCUCCUGCUUUAAUUUCAUCUUCAUCUUCAGGAAUAGAUAAGAAAUUGCAUGGGAUACAUGGAUAAUGACAGCAAUCUCCUCACUGGAACUCUGAUGAUCUUCAUGCACAAGUUGCUGAAAUGUUUCUACAAUUUCAGAGUUUGUCCUCUUUCAAUGAUGUUCUGCCUCUCAAAGCAUUCUUGUAACUCGAAACAUCUUAUAUUAGAUUUUCCAUUGCUUCAAUUCUAUAUAUCUGGGAAAUCAUAUCAAAAGUUUUUUGCAUUCGAUACAGAAUUUGAUGUUCACUCCUGAACAAGUUUGCAGUCCAUGAUGAAAUUACAAAUGAGCCUUUGUAUUUGGUGCAGGUUGCAAGUUCAAAGAUAAUGCUGGUCAACAGACUGUUCAGUUAUUUUUUACUGAUUAACCCCACAGCAGAUGCUUUUUGCUGAAAUCUGUUGACUUGCUCUGGAACUAUCUCAGAACUCUUUGAUACUACUUCAUAAUGCUAUAUAUUAAAGGUUUAACUUAAAUGUAAGAAGUUGCCUUAAUGUGCAAUGGGUUACUGUAAUUUUUUGUACCGUAUCAUUACUGUUGUAGCAUGUGAUGCUUCUGAAAAUUAUGUACAGUAUUGAAUCCCUAUGUUUGGGUUCUUUCUGUCUUUUUCCUUACUAAGCCACAAUACCCGACCAAAGGGGAUAGCUGAGAUAAGACAUACACAUGUAUGAUCAUGACCACUUACUCACAAGCUCUAAUACAGAAUUUGUGUGUUAAUUAUCUAAAUGGAGAAGAUACAUAAAGAAUUGUAAAAAAGAAAUUAAUGCUGCAUGUACUGCUAAGAACAUAGUACUGCAUUCAUGUAGGAAUUAGAGCUCUUGAAGUACCUGUUUAUUGAACAAUGCCUCUAAUUCAACAAAUUCUCUCUCCAAUUUCUGCAUCUUUUAAUGUAUAAAGUUUGAACUUAUAAAGUAAUAAUGUGCCUGAAGUUUAAGGCAUGUCAAAUGUUGACUUAUACUGUACAUGUAAUUCAUAUCACAUUGAAAACUAAUCUUGAAUGUAUUUUGAUUUUUUGUAUUGGAAUGGGUUUAUGCACAUACUGCUUAUCAGUACAAACAUUGUUUUGAUUAUUCUUUAGUUUUUAAUUAGUAUUGUGUGUGCCUUUCUAAGAUUGUGUUGUUUAGUUUAUAAUCCAAGAUCAAAAUAUGAAUGUGAUUUUUUUAAAAGAGUAUGAUUUCAAUAAACCAUAUUUUGUCAGUAGUCUGUUUUGUGGUCAGAUUUAUUUUACAUACUUUUCAUCAUUAAAUUUAUGAAAUGAGCUUAGUCUGUAUGAGGUGUUGAGCCAAAAGUCAGUUUAUAAUGAAAUAACACUUGUGAAAUUUCAGCCUCUUUUACUGCUUUGGUUAUCUUUUCUGUUAACAUUCUGAGCACUGUAAAAAGAUAAUUUGCAUAUGUACACAGAAAAGGAAAACAUUUUGUCUUCUUCAUAUUAUGAAACUGUUUAAGACCCUGUCACAGAAAAAAGAUCCCUUAAAAAUUUGAAGUGGGUAUGGAGAAAUAUUUGUCCAGAAGUUAAUGGGUUAAAGUCCUAUAAAUGAAGACAUUUGCCCCUUUGGCUGUAAACAUCUUAUAUUCCAUUCUGAUUCCAUACAGAAUGUACAAGGCUGACCACAUGCCUGUACAAUAUGUGGUAGACUAAGAGGUAUACAUUUACAACCAGUGCAGCAGGAGUGUCAUAGACCAACUGGACAUUUAGUGCCACUCCUUCAAGAGUACUAGUGUGGUAUACACAUACCUUACUCCCUUAUCUGACCAUUUUUAUUCCCUGAUGUGUCUAUAUAGAAAUUUUGUAACUGGUUAUCUUUGUAGAUGUAUUAAUCAUACAUGAACAGAUUAUUUCACAGACUGUAUCUUAUUUUAGUUUUUAUGUAACAAUAAAUAGCUUUUAUAUCUUUAUGCAUUCUAGCAAUCUUGACAUGAGAAUAUGAAUGGUAUAUUUUUUUUCUUUCUUUUCUUUUUAUCAAUUCUAUAUUGAAGAUUAAUCUUGUGUCCACUGGAGGCCUUUAGGCUGAGGUGUGACAAUGCUUGUGAAUGUCAAUGUACUCAGUUGCAUGUACUAAACACACAUAUCCUGUCUCAAGUACCCAUCUUUAAAGGGAGCAUCUCCUUGUUAAAGUGUAUAGGAAGAUCCUUAUCAUAUGUCAGGUACCAAGCUGUUAGGAACAAGCACAGUGUUUUUUUUUUUUUUUUUUUUUUCCUCCACAGGGGAGAUAUCUUUCUGCAUAGGUUGGCUUCUGUUAAUUGCAGUAUCCAAUUGUUAAAGUUGCUUCAUGAUCAUCACCAUCAUCAUCUGUAUUAUCACUAUUAUUAUUAUAACUGCAAUUUGACCCCCCACACACACACACUUCUCCAACAGCAGAGAUACACAUACGCACAUCCUGUAAGGGAAGGAAAAGUUCAGCAUAUUGUGAGCAGUUCAUUCAGUAACACCAUGUAUUCAUUCAGCUACUGUUAGGUUCUUAAAUCUGUGUCAUAAUUUUUAGCUAGUUCUGUAACUUAUUUGAAUGCACAUCAUGAAUUUAACAAUGCACUCAUUAGUCAUUACUGAAUAUUCCUUAAAUUUGAAAGCAAUUCAGGUUAUGUGUGCUUCUAUUUCCAUAAGGUUCUUCUUUGGUAAUCCUUGUGUUAGGGACAACUUGUGAAUAUCAGUGUCAUACAAAACAAAUAAAGUGACAUAUGUUA
Portunus trituberculatus (swimming crab) is the source of this 7824-nucleotide messenger RNA. It is a transcript of the gene Hem, whose product is annotated as membrane-associated protein Hem-like. The record is from RefSeq and is a predicted model, not a curated record. The transcript has 26 exons. Lineage: Eukaryota; Metazoa; Arthropoda; Malacostraca; Decapoda; Portunidae. Gene Ontology annotation, cellular component: SCAR complex. Gene Ontology annotation, biological process: cell migration; cell projection assembly; neuron projection morphogenesis. The coding region runs from base 34 to 3408 and encodes 1124 amino acids.